Pomacea canaliculata is the source of this 3524-nucleotide messenger RNA. RefSeq names its product cell cycle checkpoint protein RAD1-like. Gene Ontology annotation, cellular component: nucleus; checkpoint clamp complex. The transcript is spliced from 7 exons. The record is from RefSeq and is a predicted model, not a curated record. Gene Ontology annotation, molecular function: 3'-5' exonuclease activity. Gene Ontology annotation, biological process: DNA damage checkpoint signaling; DNA repair. Bases 2065 to 2913 code for a protein of 282 amino acids. NCBI's taxonomy places the organism in Eukaryota, Metazoa, Mollusca, Gastropoda, Architaenioglossa, Ampullariidae.
UCAAGAACAUGUUAUCAAGUUUUUGGCACAAGGUUUUAUCAAUAAAUUUACAAAGCAGAAAGCCUGGGGGGUUCCCAUUUUUCUUGAAGGCAUUAACUUUAUAUUAUAUGCAGAUUUUCUUUUCAGAGUUUUCAACUUUCUUUUUGACUUCAAGCAUGUUCUGGGCACAAUAUGUGUGUUAUGUUGUGUACUUUUGUUUACUGCUAUUGCGUUGAUGCAACAUCUAAACUGGCAAUGUGGAUGUAUGCCAGCCAUGGAACAUAGCAUGUGCCUUGCUGUUUUUGCCACCAUUUGGACAUGAAUUAACAUUUAUGCUGGGCAUCUUGAGUUUAGUGCAUUUGUAACCGAGUGGUAAGGUGGGGUUGUAUGGUUGCAACAACAGUCCAACACUCAACCAAAAGGCAGGAACUUGUCAGCGGGUGUGCGAACCUUUAUUACACGUGCUUGUACAAUGGCCACGGCUGCUUGUAUCGUCCAGAAGUCAGCGCUGUCUCUUGUCUCCGUUCAGCGCAAUACGUUCUUGUAGAACGGGCCCCCACAGACUUGCUACUGUAAUGUGUUUGGGAAGAAAGGCCCCGACUAAACAUCUACCCCUAACUAUAUACUAAGCAGACACGUGACUACUCGUCACCUAAUCUACCUGUGCCUGACGCUAUCGCUCUAAUACUAACGCUACUACUGACUACUGCGCUAUUCCCGUACCUACUACAUCUGCCAACCCCGACUCUGAUUCUCGAUCCCCUCUAUAAGUCACGGCGCCCUGUCAAGUCGUUAAAACGGACAGAAAGGUUUCCCCCACUGUCCGCUUUCACUGAGCCCCGCCCACUUAUAAUUAGGCUAAUUCGUGACGCGUCUCCUGACACGUCCGGCCCUCUACACAUUGUAACUGUUGCCAAUAAGCAUAAGCAUGCCCUUCAGCUCAUUCAAAACUUACUUUUAAAUUUCUGUUGCAGUGUUUCUGUGGCAAGAUUUUUUUGUUUUUGUUUUUUUGGUUUAUAUUUCUGUCUGUUGCUUUUGGGUUUUUGGUUUUUUUUUUUUUUCUUUUCGUAAAGUGCAUUGAGUUUAGCAGAGAUGCGCUGAAUAAAUUUGUCUGAUUAAACAUAGGAAAUUCCACUUUUUCAAGCCUAUUUCUGUUCUUUCUGCCACAAUUUUGAGACAGUGAGCAGUUUCUCUGUCCGGUACCUGUCCUAAAGUGCAUCUAUUCUUUCUGAUAUAAAUGUGCUUCCAGUACAGAGGCAGGUAGUCUUUCCAUCCUUCUAUAAUUCAUUGGGAGAAAAAAGACUGUCAUAUGACUCUCUUGCAUGGGAACUUAAGUCUGUAAUUAUGGCCUUUUGUGCGGGAACUAGAAAAGAGAACACUUUAUUUGUGUCAGAGGGAAAUUCGGGGCAGCUAGAUAAAAAUAACAUCACAACACAUUCAUAUGCACCAGACUUUCGCAUUCGUGUUUCAUUCAUUUGCACUCGGCACCAUUCAAAAGAUGCACGGCCAAAAAAUCAAAAGACAGCCUCAGUCUGUUAAUUGAUCCUGCAUGCAGGAACUAGAACUGGCAUAAAUUGAUAGGUAACUUGGUAUGCCUUGAUCAUGAUACAAUCAAUACUAAGCAUGUGUGUGUUGUUUCUAGCCUGUGAUUGUGAGGUUGAUUUGAGCCCUUUUUUAAUUGGGUGGGGUAUCAUUUUAUGGUCUUAUGCAGCACACCUUCCACUUUUUUUCCGUGUGGUCUAACCCUAACCCUGACUGUGUGGUGGACGAUAAUAUUAUGGUAAAGGCUAGGCCGAUUUAACUCGGGAAGUGAAGCCCUCUUGGUCACAGUCUUUCUUUGCAACUUUUGGUAUGUUGCGUUGUAGACAUUAGCGUCGUCUAAAUCUGCCAAGUGUACCGUUUGGUAUUUAAAACCAGCUGUGAUUCAAUAACAGUGCGAUCAUGGAGGUGUACACGAUCGCUUCUCCUGCGACUGCAGUCGUCAGUCAGCACAUUCCCAUAUGUACAAAUUCUCAAAAUGACUCUUCUAAGGGAAGCCACUGUGAGGAGAGUUAUGGCGCGGCGGUCAAUGUGUAAAUAAACAUCAUGUUGUCAACCCAGCAACCAGACGAUGACAGUGGUUACAUCUUUGUGGCAAAGCUCGAUAAUGCUCGCAAUGUUUCUACAAUUCUUAAGGCCAUCCAUUUUAAAGAUAUGGCAACAGUGUUUGUGACAGCUCAAGGUCUCAAGGUAACAGUGGAAGAUGCCAAAUGCGUUCAGGCUAACGCUUUUGUACAGGCCGCUAUUUUUCAUCACUUCCUCUUAACGCAGGACCAAGUCACUUUUAAAAUCAACCUAUCCGUUCUCAUCGAAUGUCUGACAAUAUUUGGAAGUGGUACAGGGCCAAACACAGCGACAAGUGUGAAAAUGUGUUAUGCAGGCUACGGCAGCCCCCUGGUGUUGGUGUUGGAGGAGGAUGGGGUUCUGACUGACUGCAGCCUCAAGACUCUAGACCCAGAUGAAGUGCUAGAUUUUGACUUCUGCAGCACCAAUGUUAUCAACAAGAUCAUCAUGAAGAGUGAAUGCCUUAAAGAGGUGUUCAAUGAGCUGGAUGUUACAAGCGAAGUGCUACAGAUUCUCAUGUCACCCGACGCCCCCUACUUGCAGCUCUCAACAUUUGGUAGUGCAGGCAGUACACAUUCAUCAUUCCUCAAAGAAUCUGACAUGGUGGAAGCCUUUCAGUGCACACAGACACAGUCUAGCAGAUACAAAAUGCAGUUGUUGCGGCCAUCCUCUAAAGCUUUAGCUCUGUCAACGCGCAUUUCAAUGCGGACAGAUGCCCGUGGAUUUCUGUCCCUGCAGUACAUGAUUCGCAAUGAAGAUGGGCAAAUCUGCUUUGUGGAAUAUUUUUGUGCUCCAGAUGAAGAAAUGACUGAAGCUGACCCUGAUGAGUAGUUUGUUUGACGACUGGUGGAGCCCAGAACAAAGGAUGUGAUAUCUAUCAUCUGUCUGUACUGAACCUGUACACCACUUAAAAGUCUUAGUGCUGUUUCUAGUCAGCAGACAUGCAACAAAAAUGCAGAAAAUGAGAAAUUUUUGUCCUAUUUACUGCGACGAGUGUUGAGCUCAAAAGAUGAACUGCUAACUGAUAUGAUUUAUUGUCUCAUCUCUGGCAUCCAGAGGUCAAGAAGCAUUUACGUUUACUCACAACUGAAAUAUGUAUAAAGGAUGUAGCCGUUACUUUUUUUAAUCUUGAAUGUAAGUCAACACUCUCAAGUUUGAGUUUUGAGAGAUGAGAGUUACACAUCUAAAGUUGAUUUUCACUGUUGCUACAUUAUUUGGAAAUAUAAGACUGCUUUGUGGGAGAUCUUUUGAGUGUGAAGGUGCUUCAAAACUUUCAGCAAAAAUGUUGGAAUUUUCCCUCAAGUAAAAAGAUAUUGCAUGAAAUGUGCGUUUAUCAUUGAUGUUAUUUAAACAAUUGGGCAUUCUUUGUCACUUAUUAAUACACCUAAAUUUACCUGAAUUCUCGAACAGAAUAUGAAUUCACUCUCAAAUAGAAGAAAAAA